This is a messenger RNA of Enterobius vermicularis (human pinworm), 1398 nucleotides long. Lineage: Eukaryota; Metazoa; Nematoda; Chromadorea; Rhabditida; Oxyuridae. The record is from the annotation of a GenBank genome assembly.
AUGAAGUUUAAUUACAUUUUAUUUUUCUAUUCUUACAGUGAACCACGUGUGGACAGCAGUAGCAGCUGGAUCGGUGGUUCAGCAGUUUGGAGUCUGUUACCUGAAGCUGCAAAACCUGAUAGUCUGAUGCCAGAAGGAUUGAUACUACCUGAUCGUCCAGUAGCGCUAUCGAUGAGUGACGCUGCAGCUACAGCAGCUGCUGUUGCAUCAUAUGAUAGCCGUAUGAUCGGUACACCGUCCUAUUACAGUGGUGCGUAUCCGGCUGCAGCCGGUUACAGCAUGUAUGGUAGUAGUGCACAGAGCUAUUAUCCUAUGUCGUCAACAUUACGGAGCGCUGCUACACCAUUCCAAUUUGCUACUACUCCGCAAACCUAUUAUGGUAACGGAUUUUCAACAGCUGGUUUUGACUACUCACCAUAUCCAACUGCAGUCCAAUGUUAUGGCAGUCGAAGUAAUUAUUAUACGAAUGGAGUUAAUCCAGUAACCUCUACAUCAUCAUUAUAUGGAGUAAGCGCUCUACCAACUGAACCUGGUUCAUCUAAUCAACUAUCACCGUUUUCUAAAAGUGAUGUUAAAAAAACAGGCAAAGGUACAAAGAAGAAAAAGUUAAGUAAUGGAAGUGGCGAUAUUGACGGCCACUAUAAACGAGUAUUUAUCUGGGAAGUGGAUGAUCUUUGCGCUUUAUCGUUCUGUUAUUUUUUGAAUGCAGAUCCGAUUCGAAAUCAGCAUCGACUGUCGCUUCAGCACUAUAUGAAUGCAAAUGUCGAAAGAAUUAUUUCUGCCGUUUUUCGAGUCGAUCAGAAUGAUGAAUUUGACCAAAUGAAUAUCGAAGAUGCCAGUGUUGAGGAUAGUUUGAACGAAGUUUCUUAUCUUCAAUCAGUACCAGAAACUUCGGAUGGUGGUGCAACAACAACGCCAAAUACACUAAUACCAUUACCAAUUGGACGGGGAGGCGUAGAUUGGAUGAGAAAAUUGGCUGCGAAGUAUCAAAAUAUAAGAGAAACCUAUAAUUCAUACAAAAAUGAUUUACCUGGUAUUUUGCGACGAAGUAAUAUUUCCGCUGAAGAAUUCACAACACUCCGAUCAACUAGCUGUGACCUGCAAACACAACGGUGGAUAAGCAGUAUUACGCAGUGUUUGAAACUAAUAAGUGAAAGGUCUGCAAACGGGCAAUAUGCGAACAUUGUUCUCACAAACGAAACUGUGGUCUCGACGUUGGCAAAACUGUUGCUAUUUGAGCAGAGUUGCACAAUUCCAGCUGAAAACGUUUACAGCUACUGCAAAGCCGGAAAAGAAGCGGCUAUUGAUCGUAUCGUUAGCCGAUUCGGCAAGAAAUGCUCCUACGUUAUGAUCUCGUCACAACAUGACACACAGGAAAUUGCUAAAAAGGUAAAUUAG